Messenger RNA from Daktulosphaira vitifoliae (grape phylloxera), 1383 nucleotides. RefSeq lists its product as uncharacterized. Lineage: Eukaryota; Metazoa; Arthropoda; Insecta; Hemiptera; Phylloxeridae. The record is from RefSeq and is a predicted model, not a curated record. Gene Ontology annotation, biological process: sensory perception of smell; detection of chemical stimulus involved in sensory perception of smell. The transcript has 6 exons. Gene Ontology annotation, cellular component: plasma membrane. Gene Ontology annotation, molecular function: odorant binding; olfactory receptor activity. The coding region runs from base 182 to 1033 and encodes 283 amino acids.
UUAUUUUUCAGUUAUACAAUUAUUUAUAAAUGUAAUAUCAACUAUUCAAAUAUAUCUAAACAACUAUAGACUUUCGAAAAAAUAUGAUGAUUUAAGAAAAUUAUUGGAUGCCACAAGUAGCGAUUUUUUAUCUUCUAGUUAUAAAGGAAAAUAUAUAUUUGAACAGAACGAAUCUAUAUGUAUGAAAAUAAUAAACUUGUACAGUUUUAUAUGUUAUUCGGCGGUGUUACUUUGGAUUUUUAAUCCGUUAUUUAUAAGAGGAUAUCCUUUAAAAAAAAGAGACGGCAGUCUGGUAAUUUAUCGAAAUAGCGUCCUAAAUACAUUACUCAGUUUCAUACCAAUUUCGAUUUAUGAGCGAAUUUACCCAAUUGUAUAUCUAAUAGAAGCUAUUGAAAUAUCACAUAUUACUUAUGAUAUAGUUUUCUACUAUACAAUAGUUAUACAAUUUUGUUGGAUGUUAACAGCUCAAUUGAAAAUAAUUGCAUUUAAAUGUGAAUCAUGUGGAUACGAAAAUGAAGAAAUAGGGAAUAGAAACGAUCGAAAUUACGUGAUAUAUUUGAAACAAUUACUUUCGGAUUAUACAAAAUUACACGUUUCAAUUAGAAAAUUUUAUGAAAUUAUGAAAUCAAUGACGUUGUUUACGUAUGGAUACUAUUUCAAUCUUUAUAUUACUUUCACAUAUAUGUGUAUUUUGAAUUACUUUAAAAAUGACUAUGUAUUGUCAGUUACUUUUGCGAAAUUAUUAUUAACAGCAUCAGUGGUGUGUAUCGAUUUAUUGAUCAUGUGCUAUUUUUAUGGUUAUCUUGAAAAUCAAAUAAAUGAUGUACAGUUUGCUAUGUAUAGUAUUGACUGGACCGAGAAAAGUAUAGAAUUUAAAAAAAAUCUCUUGUUGGCUAUGAGUUUAAAUAACGCGAACAGAUUAAAAAUGAAUAUUACUCCACAAAAAUCAUUGAAUCUAGAAGUAUUUGCCUCGGCGGUGCGUGUGUCAUAUUCAAUAAUUUCACUCUUGGUAAAAAAAACAAUUUCAAAAUAAGUUAUUUGGAGAAAAUAAAAAUUUAUUUGAACUUUUAUUAUAUAUUAAAUUUACUUUGUGUUAAAUUUUACUAUUAAUACAUAAAGAACUUGAUUAUCAAGAGAGCUUUAUUUUAAUUUUAAUGUUUCACAGUAUUAUUAAAAAAUACAUAAAUAUGAGUAUUUUAUGGAAGAAUGCAUAAAGUAUUUUUAUGUAAUGAUGGGUCGGUGCAUCAACCAGUAAAGAUCUUUAAUAUUUGCAUAAAGACUCAGUGAAGCACAACUUAAAUUUAGAAAUCACCAAGUUUUAGCAUUAUAUUAUAUUGUUUUGUAUUGUGAACGUUUCUUGUACUUAAAUAGUUAUUUAUUGUU